CUGAGGUUGAGGCUAAGCAAAAGGGAGAGAAGGCGCCAUGCCCCUGCCCCCCCGCCAGUUCCUCCGCCUUCUGCUCCUAGCGCUGGCCGCGCUCUGGAGCCGGCUGUCGCUCCUCUGUCUUUGGCGAACCCGCCACCGCAGAGUCUACCUCAGCGCAGCCCUUGAGCCGGGCGCCGCCCGCUCGCCGGUGCCGCUCAGCGUCAACUAUCACUUCACCCGCCAGUGCAACUACAGGUGCGGGUUCUGCUUCCACACCGCCAAGACCUCCUUCGUCCUGCCGCUGCAGGAAGCUAAGCGGGGCCUCCAGUUGCUCAAAGAGGCGGGUAUGGAGAAAAUAAACUUUUCAGGUGGGGAGCCGUUUUUGCAUGAGAGAGGCGAGUUUGUCGGGAAGCUGAUCCAAUUUUGCAAGCAGGAGCUGAAGUUGCCGAGUGUUAGCAUUGUGACCAAUGGCAGUAUGGUGAAGGAAAGAUGGUUCAAAAAUUAUGGGGAAUAUCUAGAUAUUCUUGCUGUAUCUUGUGAUAGCUUCAAUGAAGAAGUCAAUGUUUUAAUUGGCCGUGGGCAAGGGAAGAAAAAUCAUGUUGAAAAUCUUGAAAAACUGAAGAUGUGGUGCCACAAAUACAGUGUUGCUUUCAAAAUAAAUUCUGUCAUCAAUCGUUUCAAUGUGGAAGAAGACAUGAAUGAGAAGAUCAAAGCUCUUAAUCCUGUCCGUUGGAAGGUAUUUCAGUGCUUGCUCAUUGAAGGAGAAAAUACAGGGGAAGAAGCUCUGAGAGAAGCUGAAAGGUUCAUCAUCAGCGAUGAAGAUUUUGAACAAUUCCUGCAUCGUCAUAAAGAUCUCUCAUGCUUAGUCCCCGAAUCUAAUCAAAAAAUGAGAGAUUCCUACUUAAUUCUGGAUGAAUAUAUGCGUUUCCUCAACUGUGUAAAUGGCCGGAAAGAGCCUUCUCGAUCAAUCCUGGAUAUAGGUGUAGAACAUGCUAUACAAUUCAGUGGCUUUGAUGAAAAUAUGUUUUUCAAGAGAGGAGGCAAAUACAUCUGGAGCAAAGCAGAUAUGAUGCUACAGUGGUGAUCAAACUGUUAUUUGCUGGACAUGUCUGCAAGUACAAACUGUACUCAUUUUACUCUCCUCUUCAGAGAAAGAUGCUCAGUGCUUUUUUUAGAAAGACACCAUCCUGCAUUCUAGGUACCAUAGGCGCAUGGUGAUACUCCAGCGCUGCUUAUUGCAAACAAAAGAGUAUCUGAAGUUUUGUUCACAAGCAAUGAAUUGCACCAGCAACCAGCACAAAAUAUGUUGGCUUUAGAAAGACACUUGUCCAGUAGUCAAAUGCUGAAUAUCGGGAAACCAUCUGGGCUGCAAGACCCUGGCUGCUCCCAUGUUGUAGGACUGCAGAGGUGAAUUUUAAAAUAUUUAAUGCCAGUGGGACUCUGCUAUGUAAAGAAAAAGGAGAUGGUGAUUGUUUGUGAACACAUGAAUGCUUGGAUACCAAUUUACAUACGUAAGGUCAGGGUCAUUAAACUAAAGUUUUGGGAGGAAUAGUUGUAAACAGAAGAUACAGCAGAAUAUCAGGGUACCAUGGUUAUCACAAGUGUGUUACUGAAAAUGAUCCACAAUAAAUUUUUUAGAUCUUGGUUGGCAAUCUUUGGGUGACCCAAAACUGCCCUUAAUGCUUCUAGGAAAAGCAUAGCAGGUGGGCAGAGAGAACAAAGGCCAAUGUGAGUAGGGCUGCCCAGGGUUAGUAUUUUCUGCAUUUUUCUAAGGUUCUUUUGUUUGUGUGUGUGGAAUGUGAGUUUUGUUGGCAAUACUGCAGAUAGCCAAUUUCAGGCCUUCUGCAUGUUUCUUACCUCAGAAUAUAUGUGGAACUGUAGCACUGGCUUCUGCAACUUCAGUUAUCAAUUCUGGAAGUGAAAUGAAAGUGAAGGCUCCAAGGGCUGCUGAUUUACACUCCUAUCAUUAACUUAUAUCGUGGAGCUAUAUAUAUGAUCAUUUUUAAAAGAGAAAAUUCUAAAUCCACUUAUGGUUAACAAUGGCUAAUACACCUUUGGAAUAAUCUGUGGAAAAUAAAGGAAGAUAUGUUUUAUUUUGUGAUAUGGUUUUCUGGUUAAUAUUGUUUUCAUUGUUUUCAACUGUUGUAUUGUUUUGUUGUUUUCAUACUGUUUUUAACUGUUUGUGAGCUACCCAGAGUCAUAUAUGGAGAUGGGGAGCUAUAUAAAUUCAAUAAACAUGAUAUAUA
Messenger RNA from Candoia aspera, 2225 nucleotides. It is a transcript of the gene RSAD2, whose product is annotated as radical S-adenosyl methionine domain containing 2. Gene Ontology annotation, molecular function: catalytic activity; 4 iron, 4 sulfur cluster binding. The transcript has 6 exons. Gene Ontology annotation, biological process: defense response to virus; positive regulation of immune response. The record is from RefSeq and is a predicted model, not a curated record. Lineage: Eukaryota; Metazoa; Chordata; Lepidosauria; Squamata; Candoiidae. Bases 38 to 1063 code for a protein of 341 amino acids. Gene Ontology annotation, cellular component: lipid droplet; endoplasmic reticulum membrane; mitochondrion.